GAAAAAAAGACUAUGCGUAGCCUACAGAGCAGAUGUGCUUUUAUGAGAAAACAUGGUUGAACAUUUAUUUAGCUACAUACUGUAAACUGCUUGGUACGAGUGACCAAAACAGAAAGCGGUGUUCUACCACACCCCAAAGCGGAAAAAUGCAGAACGCAUUAGCUCGCGUUUGUUGUUAAUAAUAUAGAUUUUUCAUUAGCCUGCGUUGAGAUCACGCAAUAACAGUGAUCUGUUAACGAACGGAACAUAAGCAAGUGAAUCGAUAUCUUCGUUGCGCACAGUAGGCCCUAAGACCCUAAGUGUACCUAUGAUCUCUUUAUUUUAAUAUAAAACAUUGACUUCUUUAGACUAUAAUUAAAACAAACCAGCCAAUGUCAUCCGUGGUGGCCACCUUCCUCGAACUAUAAACGCGAUUAUUUUGUCGUCAAGACCCUUUACAGACCGAAAAAAUCCUACCAGCCUGUGUAGUACUUCAUCAAGCCAUGCCGUGAACGUCAUUAUCCUAUGACUAGAGAAGCUAUGCAGUCCUGAAGCGGAAACCCCUCCCGAAUCCCGACUCCGGUACUGUUCAUCGAGCUAGAGAAAAGAGAGAUACCAGCCGAAUACAAACAAGGCAUCAGGAAACAAGGAGGAAAAAAACAGCGUACAACAGACUAAAACGAGAAAUGCAGACUUGAAGGGGCCCCCUGCCGACCCUGAGAAACCGCGUGCCUUUGUAGACGAUGGGGUUCGGACGCGAGCUGCGCAGCUCCCACGACGGCCUGCUGAAGCUGCAGGACUGGGAGCUGAAGCUGCUGGAGACGGUCAAGCGCUUCAUGACCCUGAGGGUGAAGAGCGACAAGGAGUACGCCUCCCUCCUGCUCAACAUCAGCCAGCAGGUGGACAAGCACGACAACUCCUCACAGGUGGACUACAACAGCAAGGUCUCCAAGUCCUGGGCUCAUAUGGUCCAGCAGACAGAGCAGCUGAGUAAGAUCAUGAAGUCCCACGCGGAGGACCUGAACUCCGGCCCCCUGCACAGGCUCACCAUGAUGAUCAAGGACAAGCAGCAGGUGAAGAAGAGCUACCAGAGCAUCCACCAGCAGAUCGAGUGUGAGAUGAACAAGAUUACUAAGAAUGAUCUGGAAAAGUUAAAAGGCACUUACAGACAAUUGACAAAAGAUGCCCACUGUGCCAAAGAAAAAUACAAAGAAGCCAUUGUAAAAGAGGAACAGCUUAAAACUUCAGGCAAGGAGCCGGAGAAGGCACGCGAGCGCUACGACAAGGCCACCAUGAAGCUCCACAACCUGCACAACCAGUACGUGCUGGCGGUGCGGGGCGCCCAGCUGCACCAGGAGCAGUACCACGACACCACCCUGCCCCUGCUGCUCGACUCCCUGCAGAAGAUGCAGGAGGAGAUGGUCAACGCACUGAAGGGGAUUUUGGAAGAGUACAGUGAAAUCACCAGCCUUUUAUCUGAUGAAAUAGUCAAAGUUCACAAGGAGAUACACACCUCCAUAGAGCAAAUUGACCCAGCUUCAGAGUAUGAGCAUUUCAUUGAAGUAUACAGGUCUCCAGAAACCAAAGAACCAAGUGUAGAGUUUGACGUUUCACUACUGGAGGAAACUGAGAAUCUUCAAGCAAAUGAGAUUCUGUGGAAUAAUUUGACAGCAGACACUUUACAAGCAUUGUUGAAAUCCACAUUGGACGAGCUUGCCCUCACCCAGCAGAGUCUGCACAGCAAAGAGGAUCUGGUGCAAGACUUGGAGAACAAGAUCGAGGAGGCCUCCAAAUCAUGGGAGAAGAAGUCAGAUGCGGUGCUGCUGCUGAGUCAGAAGCAGUCCCUGGAGGAGCUGAGACAGACGGUGCAGCUGCUGCGCUGUACGGAGGCCAAGCUGACUGCGCAGAAGGACCUGCUGGACCAGAAGAUGCAGGAGAACGAGGGCAAGGAGCCACCCCCUGUGGUGAACUACGAGGAGGACGCCCGCUCCGUCAACUCUAUGGACAAAGGAAAAGACAGGAUAUCAAAAUUUGACACCAUACGUCAUUCAAUUGCCGGCAUCAUUCGCUCUCCAAAGUCAGUGCUGGGCUCCUCCUCGUUUUUUGAUGUGAUACCCACCAGUGAAAAGCCUCUUGGGGAACAGGAAUGGUACCACGGUGCCAUUCCCAGAAUAGAGGCCCAGGAGCUCCUGAAACAGCAGGGGGACUUCCUGGUCCGAGAGAGCCACGGCAAGCCCGGAGAAUACGUUCUGUCGGUCUUCUCUGACGGACAGCGACGGCACUUUAUCAUCCAGUUCGCCGAUAAUCAAUAUCGAUUUGAAGGCACCGGAUUCCCAACCAUUCCUCAGCUUAUUGAACACCAUUACACUACAAAGCAAGUCAUCACAAAGAAGUCCGGGGUUGUGCUGCUAAACCCAGUCGUCAAGGAUAAGAAAUGGAUUCUCAAUCAUGAGGAUGUUAUACUUGGAGAUCCGCUGGGCAAAGGUAACUUUGGAGAGGUUGUCAAAGGAACUCUUAGAGACUCCAAAACUCCAGUGGCUGUGAAAACCUGCAAGGAAGACCUUCCGCAGGAGCUGAAGAUCAAGUUCCUGUCAGAGGCCAGGAUCCUUAAACAAUAUGAUCACCCAAAUAUUGUGAAGUUGAUAGGUGUCUGCACACAAAGACAGCCUAUAUACAUUGUGAUGGAGCUCGUGCCAGGAGGGGACUUCCUGUCAUUUCUAAGGAAGAAGAAAGAAGACCUGAAAACGAAGCAGCUGGUUAAAUUUGCAUUAGAUGCUGCGGCAGGCAUGGCGUACCUGGAGCUUAAGAACUGCAUCCACAGGGAUCUUGCUGCAAGGAACUGCCUGGUGGGAGAAAAUAACUUGUUGAAGAUCAGCGAUUUCGGGAUGUCGAGACAGGAGGAUGAUGGGAUAUACUCCUCGUCUGGCUUGAAACAGAUUCCCAUCAAGUGGACAGCACCGGAGGCUUUGAAUUAUGGGAGAUACAGCUCGGAGAGCGACGUGUGGAGCUACGGAAUUCUCCUGUGGGAGACGUUCAGUUUAGGAGUCUGCCCUUACCCGGGGAUGACCAACCAGCAGGCACGGGAACAGGUGGAGAAAGGGUACAGGAUGACCUGUCCGCAGAAGUGCCCGGAAGAGGUCUACAAGAUCAUGCAGCGGUGCUGGGAGUACAAACCGGAGAACCGCCCCAAGUUCGCCGACAUACAGAAAGAACUGGCCUCGAUUAAGAAGAAAUAGCGUCGGUGGGGUGGGGCGGAGAACAGUGCACCGCGUUCAGGUGAACCCCCACACACCCAGAGACGUACCGGCACCAGCACUCGUUGCGGCGCCAACACUUUUUUCUAUCGCGAUUGUACAGUCCUCUACAGUUUGACACACGUUAACUGCGUUUGAUGGUCUAUGCAACCGCUGCUUUGAGCCAUUGACAAAAAAAAAAAAAAAAAAGGAUUCCUGUCUCAGGCAAGGUCAAAAAUCCCAGCAUUCCUCGGCAGAGCAUUACUGUCCAGAACCUAGACAUACUUUUACUGAAUGAUAGUAAACCUUGGAAUAAGGCAGAGGCUAUGAUACGUAUGUUUGUUUUUUCUUGUUUUGUUAAGUUAUUGUUUAUGACACGGGGUGAAAUGUUAAAGAAAACCAGCAGCGCCACUCAAGUCAAUGCCAGGAUUUCAGCUGAAGUGCUGCGGUUAGUCACAUUCUCACACUGUGAGCUGCUGUCUCACAGGAGGAUACCUUCUUAAGAGAUACACCCCCACAUACCCCUCUGUGGCACCUAUCACUGUUCAGUGAGGAGUAAGCUUGUGUUUUUUCCUGUCCUAUGGAGUGCUCAGUGCAUGAGUCUGAUUUGCUUUGACCAAAGCCCAGAUGAUAAGAAAAAAGAAAAAUGAUUGUAAGAUCCAUUGUGGGUUAUUAUAUUGAUAUUAGAUAUGCCAUAAUUUGAUACUGGGCUCUAAGCGAACGGUUUGAUUAAAAUCUGGACUAUUUUAUUUCAGACUUACCUCGCACCUCUCUAAGUGCUGAAACAGCUCACAGUGCAUUUUGGGUUUUUAGUUUGUUUACUGUUUUUCAUCUGCAUUCAGUCAAGAAUGUAGCCACAGAUGAAGCAAUUCUUCAGUGAUUGUGAGAACUUAAUUUGAAUGGCAUUCGCCCCGGUACUACAUGGACACCGGUAUACUCUGAAGAAUGUAUGCUAAACAAGUGCCAUAAGUAAUUUGUUUUUGUACUGAUCCAGGAUGAGGCUGUGAAAUGGAAGAAUGGUUCAGGUGCAUCUUUUACAGUAGGGACAUCACAGUCGGAGUACUGUGAACAAUUAGAAAAAGAAAAAAAAAAUGUCUGCUUCUUCAGAAAAUAAACAUUUUGCAUGCAUUCUGUUAGAAGAUCUCAUUGUGCUGCUAAUGUUCCUAAUGUAAUUUUUAUGCUCUCAAAAGUGCAUUGGAAUGUUUAGAAUUGAUUCCCACGAGUUCAGGUUGACGCUAUCCCAUUACCAAGUGAGGGGCUCGGCGUGAAAUUCACGAGAGUAGCGAAAAAGGCAUUUUUGAUGUGCAGUUCUCAAUUACCGAAUACAAUGAAAUGACCUGGAAGUCAGUUCUAUUCCAUGUUGAGCCAUAUUGAGAUUGGAUGUGGUGAGCAUAGCACGUGGGCCAGCUUUGACUGCCUAUGUCUCCUGGCUGGUAAAUGACUCUUAGUCCUUUCCUCCAUUUCCAAAUCUUCUAGAAUCAGAAGUUGUGAGACCAAUUAAAUAUUAAUUUUGUAGUAUUUAUAUUGUAUAACCCCCCCGCAAAGGCAGCUUUCUGAAAGAUUGUAUUGAAAGCUGCAAUCAUGUUAUUCUCUCUCUAGUAUAUUUUCUUUGUGUUUCACUGCAGAAGAAUAUUAGAACGUUCGUUUUACCGGGGGCUGUGGAUAUCUUUAAACACUAUGUUAAAAAACAGCCAAGUUGUUUUCAGUGUUUGACGUCACUGUGCCGGAGUAUUCUGUUUUAAGGCCAUAUUAUUAAUUUAGAUUAUAAAACCUUAAUGUAACAAACUGCACAGCCAAAAAAGGCAUAAAAUCCAUGGCUCUUUAUCUGGCUGUUCACCAUCUUUAAAUCCUACCUUAUGACCCAAUCAAACAAAAGUUCUUAAAGAGAGAAUGGUUAAAUAUAUCAGUGCCUAGUUGUGAAAAAUGUUACCUUCAAGCACAUUGAUUAGUUUCUGCCAAGGCUCCCGAAACACUUCACACAGUGUUUCGUUUAUUUACUGGAGAUUUGUCUGAGGUGUACUGCAUGUAUUCACUGUAUGUUUUCAUUUGACUUUGACGCGGGGUGAAUUGGAGAGCUUGUUUUUGGUCUAGAACAGCCCCAGGUUGACAGAGUGACAAAUCCACUUUGUCAAAAUGUAAUAUCUGUGGAAGUCCUUCUUGCCUUUUUGCUUGUGACAAAACAAAAAGCCUUUUGUUUAUUUUCUUCAGAGUGUGCUCAGCAUACAGCAGUUUGCCAUUCGAUAGAAGCAUUGGCCAUUUCCUUGACUCCUCUAUCGGUCUCAUACAUUACUGUGCCAUUAAGCUAUUCCUGAAGAACUGAUUCAUUACCAUUUCAAAGCAAGAAAUUAAAUUACCAGAGGGUCGUUGAGCCCAUUAAACACUAGAUUAUGGCGGUUAUAAUUACAAUUGUUAAGUCUUGCCUAUAGGACAUUCUCCCAUCAGCAUCAUAAUAUCCAUCUCAAAUGCACCCUGGUACUGCUGUUUCUCUCUUGUAGGGACCCCUUUCUCUCUAAGAUUAAAGAUUAGGCAUCAUUGAAAUAAGCAUCAUUGUUCUGUAUGGUAUUAAUGACUUUAACCUUUGUUACAAAAAAAUGUGAGUAUGUGAAGUUGGCAAUUUUGUCUCUUAUUUGGCUUUUUUUCCUUGACUGGGCUAUGUGGAGAUGUGACCAUGUUCUAGAGUUGCAGUGGAUAACCUAUUUUAAGAAUGGAGCAGUAGCUAAUUGUUCACCAUUAAUAAUAGAUGUAGUUUUUUUACACUUCAGUGCAGUUCAAAAUGUAGUAUUCAGUUUUGGUGGAUUAAUCAUAAUGUCAUAUUGCCUUUUGAAAUGCAGAUAUUCAAAAACUGCAUUUCUUUUAUGCCUUGAAGUUAACUUGCAAGUGAAAAUGACAAGCUAAUAACAAUCAUCAAAAUUCCUUUUAGAUCAUACAGUACUGCUAGUGGUUCAUUCAUGCUGAACAAGUAACCACCAUAUCAAAGAACAAUUAAAUAGAGCCUCCAAGAGUGUUUUUCUUGAGCUGUUUGUAGUCAGUUCCAUUGAUCUCAUGGACAUUACUAAUCCAGUUUGAAACAAACAACCUAUCCUUAUUAUUUAUGGCCUAGAUAUCUUUUCUGCUAAUUUCUGCCUCCAGCUAAUUAUCAUGAACUACAAAGUGCUAUGAUCAUUCAGUUAACUUGUCAAAGCUUUGAAAUUUUAUUUUAAAAGUAUAAUUUCCCUUUGCUGAUGUAACCUGUGUCUACAUUUGCAGUGCCCGGAAGCCUUUAAGAAGUAUUAUCAAAGGAUCAUUGGUUCUAUUGUUUUGGAUUAGCAUCCAAUGUCUUGAUUAAAGGGUUGUUAAGUGCUUGUUUUGGUGGAGUUUUUAGUCUUUCAGGCAGUAGCCCAAGAGAAAUAUAGCCUACCUGCCUUUAUAAAAUGCUUAAAAUGAAAGAGCUGGAGUGUCUAUUUUAAGAGUUCAGCUUAAAUUGGAAAUUGCUGGAAUUCCCAUUGCAUGGUGUCAUUCAGCCAACCAGACUUGAGCACUGAGGGAUGUUGCUGCUCUUUGCUGUGCAGUAUUGAUAGUUGAAUGUCUUUCUGAUUGAAAGAUGGGGUCUAAUUGAAAAGCUGAGGCUCCUUGUCAAAGCUGUGGAAGGCAAGCUCCCCGGGGUGUUUAUGGUGUGCUGUGGAGGUAAUGUUCUGUACUGGAGGAAAGUAGAGCACACACUUUUGGAUGAAUUAUCAUAACAAAGAAGGAAAUAAAAGGCAGGUAUAGAGACACACUGUCAAAGGAGUACAUUCUCCCAAUACAUCUCUUAUCAAUGCAGAAACCUGCCAGCGCUGACGUUUUAAGACUCAUGGGAGAAUGCGAGUUGCGGUCAGACCUUGAGAUGGUCAUUAAAGAUAUAUAUAUAGCAACACUAGAGUCUAUACCUGCAGCAUAAAAACAUGUCACGAGGAGGAGUUCAGUUUUUGGGAGAAACGUAAUGCAGAAAAUAUCACUUUGAUGUUGAAUUCACUUUGGAAGUGGUGACUGUGAGGAGAUCUCAGUUGCAGGGAUUUUGUGUAUUCUAGAACAGGGGCUAAAGUCAUAUUACUGUCUCCCUACAUGCCCCCCCUCCCCCACUGUAUCUCAUUAAGGAUUGGAGCUAUGCUUCAGAAACAGAGACGCACACGUAUGCGCAUGUUCACGCACAUAAAUACGCAUACUUUAAAAUUGCAUGGAACGCGUAAGGAAUUCCUUACUUAACAUAACUGACAAGAUGUUUAGACGAGAUGCGCAGCGUGAGUCUGGGAGCUGUGCAGAGAGGGAAGGCACACCGCGCUGCGGGGAAGCGUGUCAUGCCGUCGCCCGACGCCAGCUCGCGUCAGCCGGUUCCUUCCUGGCGGCGUUCCAACGCCGUGGUGCUCCCUGGGACUGGGAAGCACCACGGUUACCGUGCGAUUCCUGCAUUUCUUUCGCAGCCGACGGGCUCGAAGUAGUCUCCUGGGUCAGAGCCUCAUAACGGCUGGGAUAUUUCACCCGUGUUGAUAUUUGUCUCGUCAGCCCUCAUUUUAGUCACUGUGGUACAUGGAGGUAAAAUCUGCCUUUUGGGACUGAAGUCAGAUUCACCCUUGUUGUCUCUGCCUUUUCUCAUUUUUUCACAUCAUUACUGUUCUUAUCAGGUUUUGAUUCUCUAGCAAGGAAAUACAAAUUCUUUCGGCUUGGAUUGAAACAAAAUAUUUCAGUUAAGCAUACUGUAAAGUGUAUGUUUACAAAACUGGUUGCAGUUAUUUAUGGUUUUUGUAAUUGUAUACUUUUUAUGUCUGUGUUUUUGUUUUGUUUUUGCCUUUUUUUCCCCCCUAAAUCCUCCUUGAAUAUACAUUUAAAUCUGAAAUUACCAUGGAUAAUUGGAUUGGCUCUGCCUAAUGAAUACAGGUGCAGAUUCAUUUUUUAUGACCAAAGCUACUUGCAUACAUUGUUUUUUAUGUUUGUAUUUAAGCUCUUUUUCUAUUCUGAAUGGUUCUUUACCAUCUUAUUUUUUACAGAACUUUGCUAUACUAAAGGCAUUGUAAUGCCAUGAUAAACAUGCUCAUGUUGUGAUGCCAAUAAUUUUGCAUAUUUAUGUUGAAAAUGUUUGACAUGUUUCAUACUAGAUAUCUGCAGCUAAGUGUUCACAAUUUGUGGUUUCUUGCUGUAAGAAUGCUGGCAUUUGCAGAAUGCCAAGCCCCACAUUGUCAUCUACUAUCAUCUCUCAGUAAAGUCCUAAGAUGCUUUGUAUUGUUAUGCAUGCUUUUUGGACUGUGUUUUGACAAAAUAUGUUAAAAUGGCAGUUUUUCAGAAAAGUUACAAUACCUGGUUUUAGAAGUUCUGUAAGAGAUGUCUCAUAUUUGAAACAUUAAGGUAUAUCACAGUGUCAUUUCAGUAGUACGUUAAUCAUGUCCUUACUAUUGAUUUUGAGACUUACCGUCAAAUUUUUUUUCUCAUCAUUUGUAAAUAUGUUGUAUAAAACUUAUAUUGUAACAAAUUUUCAAAUGUCAUGUUUCUGAAAUACUAAUCUGAUGAAAAAAGAGCCAUAAAAUAGGUCCCCUGGUUUGUUCCUGUUCCGUUUAUUCACCUUAAUCUGAACAAUGUAAAUUGGAUUUGAUUCUGCCAUAUUUAGGGGAAAAGCCCAUUCUCCUUGUACUUUAAGUCUCAUGACCACAUGAGUAUUUUAUACAUUACAUUAUACAUGUACAUAUUAUACAUAUAAAAACGGUCUUACCGUACACCCCCCCCCCCCCCCCUAUUUU
Messenger RNA from Anguilla rostrata (American eel), 8956 nucleotides. RefSeq names its product fer (fps/fes related) tyrosine kinase (gene fer). Gene Ontology annotation, biological process: cell adhesion; peptidyl-tyrosine phosphorylation; regulation of mast cell degranulation. Lineage: Eukaryota; Metazoa; Chordata; Actinopteri; Anguilliformes; Anguillidae. The transcript has 20 exons. Gene Ontology annotation, molecular function: ATP binding; non-membrane spanning protein tyrosine kinase activity. The coding region runs from base 723 to 3215 and encodes 830 amino acids. The record is from RefSeq and is a predicted model, not a curated record.